Messenger RNA from Mytilus trossulus (common blue mussel), 3325 nucleotides. RefSeq names its product putative transcription factor Ovo-like 1. Gene Ontology annotation, cellular component: nucleus. Lineage: Eukaryota; Metazoa; Mollusca; Bivalvia; Mytilida; Mytilidae. The transcript is spliced from 5 exons. Gene Ontology annotation, biological process: epidermal cell differentiation; regulation of transcription by RNA polymerase II. Bases 120 to 1286 code for a protein of 388 amino acids. Gene Ontology annotation, molecular function: DNA-binding transcription factor activity, RNA polymerase II-specific; RNA polymerase II cis-regulatory region sequence-specific DNA binding. The record is from RefSeq and is a predicted model, not a curated record.
GUUUGUAUAUAAAAGGUUGCGGAAAAUAAGCCCGUUAUACUUGUAAACUACAUCACUGCUGUAAACCAUAGCAUAUGUUGACAAUUAGGGAGUUAGACACUUUUUGAAAAACAACAAAAAUGCCAAAAUCUUUCCUAAUUAAGAAAUAUAAUAAACGGAAUAGAAGUUUGUGUAGUGCCAAAUUACAAACAUUUCGGGAUGAAGUUAAAGAAGAUGAUAUUACGUUAAAUGUAGCUGCCUCAAGCCAAGAUGAUUUGAAUCUUAAGGAUAGUGUUAUUAAAGAUGUGUGUGCAGAUAUUGCAUCUAGACCAGAAUUGGACGAAUGCCAGCAGCGUACCAUAUCUGAAGAAAAUGGCGGCAAUGAAUGCAGUACCGAAUGUCAAUCCAUGGUUCUAAAGCAACAAGAUAUGCCAACUAUAAAGAAACCCGAGAGACAACGAAUGUUUCUACCAUUGAUUCCGGAUUCUGAUCUUUAUCACUAUGUCCAACACCCACCUAAAACGAACAUCUACAGUCCUGUGUCGCCAUUAUCUAUAUUCCCAUUUAGACAACAUGAAUUGUGUUCGCCUAUGUCCACUUCGCCUAUGUCGCCGUGUUCUAUAUCCAGUCCAUGUUCUGAUGUAUCCAUGGAGUAUAACAGCCUUAGCAACAGACUUACUCCUGAUAUAUGUACGGACACACUAUGCAGAAAAACAGAUAUUGAUCUCAAAAUAUUACCGGGCGUAGAGCUUGUAAACGGAGGUUACGGAAUAAAGAAUCCAUUACUGGCACAUGUUCCACAAGAUCUGACGACAGGCCAUGUCAAACAGACCGAAGACAACAAAUAUAUAUGCCGCAUGUGCAAUAAAGAAUUCAGUUUACAAAGACUCCUAAACAGACAUUUGAAGUGUCAUAGCGAAGUGAAGAGAUUUCUAUGUACGUUCUGUGGGAAAGGGUUUAAUGACACGUUCGAUCUGAAACGACACACGAGAACACAUACGGGUGUGCGACCGUACAAAUGUGAUAGAUGUGGUAAAGCGUUUACACAGCGAUGCUCUUUGGAAUCUCACGGUAAAAAAGUCCAUGGCGUCAGUUUUGCAUUUGUACAUAAACAGCGCAGACGGAAGUUGUACGUGUGUGAGGACUGUGGUAAUGCAGAGUCCGAUCCAGGAUUACAUUACCUCCAUCUCAAAAAGUUUCAUCCUCAUAAUCCUGUGUUGAUGAAAUUCUAUGAUAAACGCCAAUUUAAAUUCGAUGCAGAUCUCCAAUCCAAUGGUACCAGAUGUUACGAACAAUCAAGAGACUAAAUACAUUUAUGUUGAAUUGUGUGUUCAAGUAUACAUGGUGCUACUGUAGAAUGCAAUGUUUAAUUGUGUGUGGUUAAAGAUUUAAUCGGUCAUGUCUUAAAUCAGAUCAGCAACGAUAUAAUAUAUUUAAGACAUGUUUCGUUACCUUUGAAGUUGGUACAAUUUUAUUUACAUUCUUGGAAAAUCAUGAAAAUAUUGUUUCGUUUUAUGGUUAUGUGUUUCUAAUAUGUUGACUUAUUAUUUGCCGGGUAACGUAUGUUCCUCUCAAUUGCUGCUCAGGGAUAUGACUGUGUAAUUGAAUAAAGGAUGAUGCAUGUAUACUAUAAAUGGCGCCUCAUUUGGUCAGGUGCUCGUGCGAAUCCCGUGUUUACCAUUCCCAUAUAUGUUUAUACUUAGCCUUACAUUGCUCAAAUGUAGUAUUGGGGUCUCCCACCAUCUUGAAUCGUAAAAAACGCAGUAAAAUGAUCGCUCUAGAUUUUCAAGGAUCCAGUUAAUUUGUAAAAAUCUUCGUUUGAAUAAAAAAAAGAUUUUGUGAUUUAUCCUAGUAUCAUUAAUACUGUUCUUACAAAAACAUAAUAUUUUUCAUUAAUUAAAACAAACUAAAACUCAGCCGUAUAAGAGGAGAUAACUAAGAUAAUCAUUUUUCUAAUGAAGAAAUGUUAAAAAAAACCUUCUACGUGGCGAAACAGCAAGUAUAUUCAUUUGAUUUUCUUUUUUAACGUUAUUAUUAUUUCUUAUUCAUUUUAUUUAUCGUUUUUCAUUUAACAUAAAGUGCUAAUCAUUGGUGCAAAAUGCAAUGUUAUCAUCAGACGGUUCCCGUGCAAUUCGCAGGUCUGUGUGCAAUAGUUUGAAUUCACACUUGCAAGUUUUAUCAACAAUGUAAAUAUAUAAUCGUAUGUCUUAGAGUAGAUAUCUUUAAUUACCACAUCAUUUUGACCUACAAAAAAAAUCGUUUUAGCUGUAAAUUUUUGUUGUUGGAACUUUCUGCCUAUCAACCAACAAUGCCGCUAGCACUGUCCCAUGCACUGUUCAGUCUUUCAUAACCAAGUGUUCUAUUGUCUUGUCACAUACAGAUACCUAUUCACGUCAUGUUCAUUCUUUUCUACGUUUGAAUUUAUUACAAGUAAAUACGUUUAACUAAAUUGUAUUACAAGUAUGGAUAUGUGUAUCAAAAUAACGUUUCAUAAGCUCACUCACAUGAAUGCACGUCCAUGGCUGUUGAUUACCGAAUUGUGUUCAAACAAGGAUACCACCAGCUGCAUGUUCUGUCGAAUUUCAUAGGAUCAUAUGCAUGUGGUAUAACUAAAAAUCAUAAUAAUACGCAGGCCACCUAUUUUAGAGAAAAAUCAAAAUAAUUACUCAAAGGGAAAUAACUCAAUAUUUUUUUCAGUUGAAAACACCAAAUAUAAUAUUAUGCAGUCAAUAGCACUCGUCAAGUAAUACAUGAGGGUUCGGAUAGGGUUAAAUGAUUAAAGAAUAAUGCCCUUAAAAAUGAAGAUCAUAUAAUAUCGGGCAAAAAAUAAAAAUCAGAGAAAUGCAUGGUCUAAUUUUUUGAAGAUUAGAGAAAAAAGGGGUUAUAAUUUUUUGAAGAUUAGAGAAAAAAGGGGUGAAAAUUAAAUGUUUAAAGAAUAACAGACCCCCCCCCCCCAUUCAAGACCCUCAUACAUGUAUACAUGUACAUACUAUUUGUGUUAUCUACCUCUAAUAAAACUACGUAUAGCUUCAUUAUAUCAGACGAUAUACAUGUAUCAUUGGUAUCAUUGCCAUAUUCUUGUGAUUUGAUUUGAGCCUUAUGUCUUGAUGUUUUUAAUAAAUGAAAUAAUUUUUAUAAAACAAAUCUUAUAUUUUACUGCGUACAUUUUAUUUUACAGAAUUAUUUUAAUACAAAUAUUGUAACAACAUAAAAUUAUUUUUUCAUCGAGUUUAUCUGUAUGGACAGAGCUCGGAUUAGUUAAUUUUCUAUUAUAAUACUAAAAAUUCAGUUUUAUGUUUAUUACUGUAAAUAUUUUGCUCAAAUAUAAAGAUAUAUAUUUAUACAU